ACGUAAACAACUUGUAACUUGCAGGUUACAUGUCAGACAUAAAACACUGAAAUAUUUCACUUCUUUAGGGAAACUAAAAACAAGGAAUUUUGCUAUCAUUACAGUGAUUUAUCAUGGGACCCUCCAGGCUGGAGGUUAAUCUGAAAGGGCUUUUGGUUCAGUGCGAACUAAGAGCGAAAGAGAAUUUCCAAACCGAUUGGAGACUUGACAAGCAUCUGUUUUCUUAUGCCAUUUGGAACUAUGAUUGCAGUACAUUGGAGCAUUAGAUGAAAUGCUACGAAAUCUCCAGCGCAUGCCCAACAAACCUGCCAAGGAUACAUUAGGUGAAUAUGCACGCAGGGUUGAUUUUUUAAAAGGACUGAUCCACACUCAAAACUUGCCGACUCCAGAAGAAAAGGUGGUGGCAGCCCAACUCCUUCAGCCAGGCCCAUCAUCAUCACAAGUAAUAACGAAGGAGAUUCAUCAAAAGACAACAUCAAAAUAUGCAGAGGAGCUCCGUGAUGAAUUAUUUUCCUCUGAGUCUUCUGAUGGACCCAAAACACUACGACAGCGUAAGGUCAGCAAGGUCUCUUCUGGUGAAGAUCUUGACGCCCUCUUACGCCACCAUCAUGCUAUGCAAGAGAAGAUUGCAGAAGACAUGUUAUCACUAGCACGAAACCUUAAAGAACAGUCUCAUCUAGCCAGCACUAUUAUUAAGAAAGACACAGAAGUAGCCGAAAAAUCAGGAUCACUUACAGACGAAAAUUUUGAACGUUUGAAAUUAGAAUCUGCCCGUUUAGAAGAACACACGAGACGAGCAUGGAGGUGUUGGAUGUGGGUUAUGAUUGCUGUGGUUGUUAUCAUUUUUGUCAAUAUGGUAGUAUUCAUGAAAGUAAUGAAAAAGAAGAAAUGAGCUUUGUUGUGAAAGCACUUGAAUACAUUCCUAUAUGAGGGCAGUAGGAUUUCAAUAAAUUGCCAGACAAUUUGGCGUUUAUACUUUUA
Molecule: messenger RNA, 981 nt
Organism: Thrips palmi
Lineage: Eukaryota; Metazoa; Arthropoda; Insecta; Thysanoptera; Thripidae
Gene: Use1
Product: vesicle transport protein USE1
Exons: 7
Coding region: 272-892 (206 amino acids)
Biological process (GO): retrograde vesicle-mediated transport, Golgi to endoplasmic reticulum
Cellular component (GO): endoplasmic reticulum; SNARE complex
Molecular function (GO): SNAP receptor activity
Source: RefSeq, a predicted model, not a curated record